Temnothorax curvispinosus is the source of this 1779-nucleotide messenger RNA. RefSeq names its product sorting and assembly machinery component 50 homolog. Lineage: Eukaryota; Metazoa; Arthropoda; Insecta; Hymenoptera; Formicidae. Gene Ontology annotation, cellular component: outer membrane; SAM complex. Gene Ontology annotation, biological process: mitochondrial respiratory chain complex assembly; protein insertion into mitochondrial outer membrane. Bases 161 to 1627 code for a protein of 488 amino acids. The transcript has 8 exons. The record is from RefSeq and is a predicted model, not a curated record.
GCGGUCCGUGUUCGGUAUACAUAUAUAUGUGUUUCCGCAUUCGGCAUUUUAAAUUGUGAGUUCAUCGCUCGUUACCCUCGACGUCGUCGCGACCGAUUUUGGCAUGAGAUUUUAACGCGGCAGCCACGAAAAGGCAGGGCAGAAAUUCGUCGACGAAAUAAUGGGCACUGUCCACGCUAAGGAACCUAGUAAUUCUUCAGGCUUGGGUCAAUUAUCUAAGAACGCCUCCGCAAAUUCAAAUGCAAACGAUGACCUACCACCAUUUUCCAGUAGCAAAUCACAGUUACAUAGGGAAGAAGAGAAUGUGCAGACGAAGAACAUUCUUCUGCAGACAGUGGAGGCACGAGUCGACAAGAUACACGUAGAUGGACUUGUACGAACGAAGGACGACAUAAUCAAAUCGCAAGUGACGGACUUGUUUAAAGCUAGAAACUUCGAGGAUGUCAUUAUACGUGCUUACAAAGUGCGGGAGAAGCUGGACGCGUUGGGAUGCUUUAGAAAUAUCGGAAUUUACAUCGACACCAGUCAAGGACCCGACGCCACUCCCGAUGGUGUUGAAGUCACUUUCAGGGUACGUGAAAUGAGACGUUUGGUCGGCGGGAUCAGCACGAUGGUCGGGAACAACGAGGGAUCCCUGAUCGUUGGCGCGAGAGCGCCGAAUCUGUUCGGGCGAGCGGAACGCAUCCAGAUGGAAUACUCUCACGGUAACAAAAGUUCGAUCAACUUCAAUGUAUCCGCCAUUAAACCAUUUCCGCAGAGCUUAUACAACGCAGUAUUAACCGGCACCGUGUUCAGCACGACGCACGAUUUCCCGUGGUCCGGUUUCAAGCAGAACGACAAAGGGCUGCUCCUCGACAUGGAGCUCAAUCAGACAGACACCUCGAAGCACAACGUACAGUAUGAAGCUGCAUUUAGGAACAUUAGCUGCUCGAAACAAGCGGCCUUUCGCGUUCGCGAACAGUGCGGUCCGAAUUUGAAAUCCGCGCUGAGGUACAUCUGGACGAUAGACAAAAGGGACUCUCCUAUAUUCCCCGUUACCGGGAGUCUCAUGCGAUUAACGACGGAAAUGGCUGGCCUGGGCGGCGAUAUUGGUUUCUUGAAGAACGAGCUUGCCAUACAAACUAAUUGGUCGCCGCACGAGUACCUUACAUUCCAGCUGGGCUUUCAGUCCGGGCUGUUGAGUGCAAUCAGCAACGACAUGAAGAUAAGUAUAGCCGAUCAUUUCUUCUUGGGCGGCCCGCUGAAUCUACGCGGAUUCGACAUGAGAGGAUGCGGGCCCCGCUACGAUGGAAAUUUCGUGGGCGGCGAGAUGUAUUGGGCAGCCGCCCUUCACGUGUACACGCCGCUCCCGUUCAGACCCGGCCGUAACAGUUUCGGGAAUUUAUUUAGACUGCACGGUUUCAUCAACGGUGGCAACCUGUCCAACUUCACUUUUGCAUACGGUAAUCUCUACAAUGAAAACAUGAAGAUCUUCACGGAGAACGUUCGCUGCGCUGUCGGCGGGGGUAUCGCGAUGAAACUGGGGAACAUUGCCCGUAUAGAAUUGAACCUAGUUACACCAUUGUUGUUCAUGAGGAGCGACGUGCUCCAACAAUUUCAAUUCGGUAUUGGCGUUCAAUACCUCUGAGCAUUUUUUAUCUUUCGAUAGUCUUGUAUUAUUAUAACGGAUUUAAAUGUAAAAAAAAGAAAUAGAGGGAUUAUGUGUAAAUUUAUUUCCGUUACUUGUCAGAGACGCAACGGAGUGUAUAAUAUUUUCAAUAAAGACACAGAGAAAUCAAA